UUUCUUCGGGACGCUGGCUAACGGUUUAGUCAUCAUAGUUUAUUAUCGCAACCGUCGUUUACGAACCCAUCAGACCACGAUAUUUUUGCUCCUCGCCAUCACAGAUUUUAGCAUCACGGCUUUUGUACAACCAAUGUACGUCGCCUUCGUUUGGAAAGGUCUGUCGGAGAACGUCACCUGUGUUUUGUCGGCACUUGUUGGCGUACUAUCCAUGUUGUUCUUGGAGCUCUCGUUGAUGACAAUUGUCAUUCUCAGUUCGCACACGUUCAUAACUCUAGCAUAUCCGUACCGUUUACAAAACGUCAUAACUAAGUCCCGCUUGACAAAAGUGAUUCUCCUAUCAUGGCUUCUUAUACUGCUAAAAAAUCUCAGUAUUUUCUUGGAUUUCAAAUUCAGCGCGGGAGCAUCGUUUUGGAUAAUAUGUUCGACAAUCGUCAUCGUGGUUUUCACCUGGUGUUGGACAUACAAACUUGUGUCUCGGCAUCGAAAGGCCAUUGAAACCACACAAGCCUCUUCAAACACGCAAAACCUUCCACGAAAAAAAAUCCUGAGAUCGACAAUAACCGCAUUUGCCAUUGUCGCAAGUCUCAUAGUCUGCUAUUCCUUGGCAGCAUCUUUUACGAUAUUCCGAAGUUAUUUAAACCAUUCGAAACUUGAUUAUGAUACGUACAAGAUUUUGUGGUCAGUGGCGUCAACAUUGAUGUAUUCAAACUCUCUGGUAAAUCCCUGCCUCGUUUUCUGGCGAAACAGUGGCUUCAGAGAGGCGACGGUGAAUAUUCUUAAUUAGACAAACAUGCAUGUGCAAGCAUUUUUUAAACUC
This is a messenger RNA of Dendronephthya gigantea, 820 nucleotides long. RefSeq lists its product as uncharacterized. Gene Ontology annotation, biological process: G protein-coupled receptor signaling pathway. The transcript has a single exon. Lineage: Eukaryota; Metazoa; Cnidaria; Anthozoa; Malacalcyonacea; Nephtheidae. Gene Ontology annotation, cellular component: membrane. The record is from RefSeq and is a predicted model, not a curated record. Bases 134 to 787 code for a protein of 217 amino acids. Gene Ontology annotation, molecular function: G protein-coupled receptor activity.